Humulus lupulus (European hop) is the source of this 1362-nucleotide messenger RNA. RefSeq lists its product as uncharacterized. The transcript has 3 exons. The coding region runs from base 1 to 1362 and encodes 453 amino acids. NCBI's taxonomy places the organism in Eukaryota, Viridiplantae, Streptophyta, Magnoliopsida, Rosales, Cannabaceae. The record is from RefSeq and is a predicted model, not a curated record. Gene Ontology annotation, molecular function: nucleic acid binding; RNA-DNA hybrid ribonuclease activity.
AUGCUGGUCAAAUGCAAAACCUCCGGCAAACAUUCUGACGACUUGGCCGAGGCCUUCACGAUCAUUCGAAGGUAUGGGAUGAAGCUGAAUCCCAAAAAAUGCACUUUCAGCGUGGCAUCUGAGAAGUUCCUGGGUUUCAUAGUGAGUUUUGGGGGGAUAGAAGCCAAUCCGGACAAGAUUAAGGCAUUGGUUGAAAUUCCCUCUCCCCGAAAGCAUAAAGACGUGCAAAGUCUGACCGGGCGGAUAGCCGCUUUAAGUCGUUUCGUCUCGAAGGCCACGGACAAGUGCAUCCCCUUCUUCAAUGUUCUUCGGGGAAGCCAGUGUUUUGAAUGGUCAGUCGAGUGCGAAGAAGCUUUUCAAAAGCUGAAGGAGCAACUAGCCCAAGCACCAAUAUUGGCAAAACCGAUGGACGGGGAACCGCUAUACCUCUAUUUGGCUGUGACCGAACACGCGAUUAGCGCCGCACUAGUGCGGGAGGACGGUAAAACCCAACUCUCGGUGUACUACGUGAGCAAGAGGUUAUUGGGGGCAGAGUCACGGUAUCUGAAACCCGAAUCAUCAGGAAGACUCUUGACGUGGGAUAUGGAAUUUAUUCAAUUUGAUAUAGCUUACAUACCUAGAGUCUCAAUCAAGGAACAAGCCCUAGCCGAAUUCAUUGUGGAGUGCUCCAGGAUCACCGAAGGGGACGAUCCCCCAGCCCCCGCGACACCUGUAUGGAAGGUGUUCGUGGACAAAGCCUCGAAUGAAAAUGGAGCAGGGGCCGGAAUCAUCCUAGUGUCGCUACAAGGACACCAGUUACAAGAUGCCUUGCGUUUCCAUUUCAAGGCGUUGAACAAUGAGGCUGAGCACGAGGCCAUGCUGGCCGGAUUGCGUCUGGCCCGAGAAGUAGGGGCCGCAAACCUGGAGAUCUAUAGCAAUUCCCAACUAGUUAUCAGACAAGUCUUGAGAGAAUACCAAACCAAAGGGGAAAAGAUGGCUGCUUACGUGACCCAGAUGAGAGAAAUGCUGCAAACGUUCAAGAGGCACUCCAUCCACCAGAUCCCCAGGGAGAAAAACGUGUUUGCAGACACAUUGGAAAAAUUGGCAACCGAUGCCGAGAUGGAUCUGUCUGGGAUGGUCUCGAUCAACCAUCUCCCCAUCCCUAGCAUUCGAACCUCCACAAUUAACACCAUCGACCACUCCACGUCCUGGAUGGGACCCAUUAUCCACUACUUGACAACCGGAGGGUUGCCAGCAGACAGGGCCGUAGCCAGGAAGCUUCAGUACCAGGUCCACAGAUACGUCAUGAUAGACGAAAAGCUCUAUCGUAGAGGGUUAUACAUGCCAUACCUCAGGUUGUUGGAACCUGAGCAACAUGAUUAA